Nicotiana attenuata is the source of this 1218-nucleotide messenger RNA. RefSeq lists its product as uncharacterized. Lineage: Eukaryota; Viridiplantae; Streptophyta; Magnoliopsida; Solanales; Solanaceae. The transcript has a single exon. The coding region runs from base 1 to 1218 and encodes 405 amino acids. The record is from RefSeq and is a predicted model, not a curated record.
AUGGAUUCAUGCGAUACUAUUGCAUUAAGUUGGAUUAAUGCAACACUUUCUUCUGUUGUUCUUGACACACUUUUGAACUAUGCUUGUGAGACAUCUAAACAGGCUUGGGAAACCCUCGCAUCACUAUAUUUGGAUCAAGUCUCUUCCUACGCCAUUCACCUUAAGUCGAAAUUCCAAAAUUUCAAGAAAGGUCCCCUUUCUAUGGAAGAUUAUCUUCAGCAACUUCACUCUAUUGCCUGCUCUCUCAGGGCAAUUGGUAAACCUCUGACUGGUGAUGAUUUAGUCACUCAAGCUUUGCAAGGAUUGCCUUCAUCUUAUCGUACCUUUGUGUCUGGAUUAAAUGCUACUGGCUCACUUCCUUCUUUCAUUGCAUUACGACCACUGCUUCUCACUGAAGAAGCUCAUAUUAAUGCAAAUGCUACUGAAGAGUCAAAUGCUCAAACUGCGUUGCUUGCGUCAACUCAAGCAAAGACCACUUCUAAUUCAUCAUCUUCCUUCAAUGGAAAUCAGCCUACAAAAGGAUACUUCCAUGGACGAGGUCGUGGCAAAAAUAACAAGGGACAAUAUGGUAGGGGUCGAGGAUACCACAAUUCUUCUUGGUCUGGUUUCCAACAUCAAUCUCGGCCUCCUUCCCCUACUACUAGUAUUUUGGGUAGACCACCUUUCGUUCCUACUAAACAAUGUCAAAUUUGUUUUCACUAUAAUCACACUGCGUUGGAGUGCAGAAACAGGUUCAAUCAUUCCUUUGUGGCUAACAAUAUUCCUAAACCAUUUGCUGCAAUGAAUUUGGAGGAGGUUCAACCAACAGUUUGGUAUCCAGACUCGGGGGCAUCUGCGCACAUGACAAAUAAUCCUUCUACUCUUACUUCUCACACUCCUUAUUCUGGUCCUUCUCAAGUCAUGGUUGGAGAUGAUACUCUUCUCUCAAUUAAAUCUACUGGUUCAUCUAUCCUUCCAACAACUUCUAUGCCUCUUCUCUUAAAGAAAGUUUUAUAUGUCUUUGCAUUGUUCAUUGAACAUGAUAUGAAAUCUUGGAAAUUCAAUCAUCUUCAACUUAAUUAUUUUCGCCUUUAUGCACAGUCAUUGCAACUGUUUUCGCCUCUCUAUUGCUGCAUGAACAAUUGUACAGUGGAAGGUAUAUAUAUAAUCCCAUUGAAUUUCUAUGUUCUUGCAUCUUUCACUGUUAAAAUCAAAUGUGAGAAAACUGAAAUCUCUUAG